Molecule: messenger RNA, 4031 nt
Organism: Canariomyces notabilis
Lineage: Eukaryota; Fungi; Ascomycota; Sordariomycetes; Sordariales; Chaetomiaceae
Exons: 5
Coding region: 204-3773 (1189 amino acids)
Molecular function (GO): ATP binding; ATP hydrolysis activity
Source: RefSeq, a predicted model, not a curated record
GCCUUGGGUUCUUCUUUCGCAUUCUGCAUGUCUGCCUAGUACUCAUACUAUCGAUCUGCCUUAUGCCGCAUGCGCAUAUGUACCGCCGACCACUGUUGGCUACAUUUUCUCAAGUUCUUACUUCUUAGUCUCGCCAUCGUUUCGCGACUCAUAACUCAUCGCGAGUCCUCCACAUCUGAAUUCCAAGACCACUGCAGGCAAGAAUGAGCGGAAAUAUGGUGGUUGAAUGUGUGGAUGCGGUUAACAAUCCGAUGUCAGGGCUCGAGAGAGUUGAGACGAAAGCGGCAGACGUAUCGACCAUUGUUGAGCUUGGACAAACUUCUCCCUGUGUUAAUAACGCAUCCACUGUCGGCGUGGAACACGUUGAAGGUGACUUGGUACGAUUUGAUAUUCCUGAGGAUGUGAAGGCACAGGAGACGAAGGUUGAAACCGCCGUCGCCGACACCGAAGCGCACCAGGAUGGCAUCACAAAGCCGCACUUUGAAAAGCGCCCCAAUCAAACCUCCGAGAAGGAAGAUGAAGACCUGCACAAUGAAUCGGAAGUAAAUAGGAAAUCCAAAGCAAGGAUGCUUGUCUCUUCUCCAAGAAUGGUCAAUUUUGAGGGCUUCAAGAAUCGCUUCUCCGAAGACGAGGGUAUCCACGUACUGGAUGUGCUCUAUGCGGACAGCAACCUCAUGGGUGAAGUUCGGCGGGAGCGAGAAAUCCGCCGGAUUUGCCAGAAUGACCCGGUCUUCAAGCGAGGAACACGGGCUGCAAGAACCCAGGUCUCAGCAGUUCCAAAGGCCUCCAUCCAGCCCAAGGAAGGCUCUUGGAUUCAGCUGGUGCGCAUCCGGUCGCAGCCCGUGCUAACGCAUCUUGCCAAUGUUAUGGGUGAGGCAUGGGGAAAGUCCUCACCGAUAGUGUUCAAAAGACCUUUCAAAGUGUUGAUCUACUUCCAUGACAAGAUGAAGGAGCGUCUGGCCGGGUUGGAAUCCGAAUGGGGGAACCAGGAGCGCCGUAGGAGCGCUGGGAAUGAGAUUGAUUCUAGCAAGAGCCUUGAACACGAGGCAACCGAGAACGGAAAUGAUGCUCAGGGUAGCGAUGAUGAGAACGACGACGACGACCACCCUGAGGACGAGGACGAGGACACGGACGAGGAGUUCAUAUCUAGCAGCGUCACGGCGCUCAGAGACAUGCAAUGUUACGUCAACUUCGUCAAUGACCAUAUCCUACCCUUAUCCAAUAUGUUUGCCGGCACAACGCGGCGAAUGGUUCGCUUUGACGAUCUCUGGUUGCUGUUCAAACCAGGGGAGCUGGUCUGGGCGUCGGAGGCUGCUGUAUCCGGUAAACCUGGGACGAGAGCUACCCGCAUGUACCAACGUCUGUGGAGGGUCUACACGCUCAGGACGCCCGGAACGCCUACUGAGUAUUCAAAACUAGGGCCCACGUCUAAUGAGUCACAACCCAACAAUCUUCGCUUCUCGAAUGACAAUGAGGAGGUCGAAAAUGACGAAGAGCCUGUGUCUGCGGAUACGUACAAGGGCGCUUCCAGGGUAUGGGCGUACUACAUUGACCACGACGGCGUCUCAUACGGGCCUGUUAAGCAUCAGUUUAUGAUCCGCCCUUAUCGUGGUGAGCGGGAAAUCACCAGCUUACCGUGCUAUCCGAUCCGAUAUGUCGACGAUUGGGAGAGCCACCUGGACCAACUCAAAGAGCAGGGUCACAAGUUUGAGCAAUGUAUCAAAGUUGAUAAGUACCUGACUUAUGUUGGCUGGACCCUCGUUUCAGACCCGAAAGGGAAUUCAAUGAGAGACACGUACGACAGAGACAGCGACAGCGACAGCGACAGCUCCAGAAAGCAGAAAGAGCUCAGUCCAGAGUAUAUAGACAGCCACGUCAUCGUUGAUCUUUCUGAAGCUUUCCACGACGUGCCAAGGUGGACGCCUAAUUUCCAUUCCACGCGAGCCUACUCAGAGGGGCUUGUUGAUUCGGAGCGGUUAAUUCAGGAGGACCAAUUCCCCAUUAUCACCUGGUCUGAUGAGAAGAGAUCAAAAAUCAUCGCCAGCUCGUGCGACGAGGCCGUGGUGAUAGGGGACCUCGGUGUCACCAUGCGGCAGCGGCAAGACUGGCUUGAAAGGGACCAGUUUGGACGCUUCCUGAAAGGCAGUGGGCAGCUAGGGCUGGCCACUAGCAUAGACAAGCAAGCGGCCACAGAUAUUGUACUCCAAGACGAGGACUAUGCCCUCCUCCCGCGACGCCUGUUUGCCUACGUGCUCAAGGAGCGCAAGUUUGUGCGCGUCGACCUGCAGCAUCUGAAUCCCAUCAAGACGCAGGAUAGAAUCUUUGAUAAUCUCAAGAUUGACAAAGAAUACAAGGAUAUGGUGAGAGGGCUGGUCUCAUCGCAUUUCGAAAAGAAAAAAUUUGAACGGCAAUAUUCAGUCGCUACCAGCAGAGUCACCGCAAGCCAGGAUAUCAUUCAGGGAAAGGGGAAUGGCCUGGUGAUUCUCCUCCACGGCGUGCCCGGCGUCGGCAAGACAGCCACUGCAGAGGCAGUAGCUCUCGAAUACCGCAAGCCACUCUUCGCAAUCACAUGCGGUGACCUGGGCCUUACACCGAAGGAGGUAGAAGAAAGUCUGACUGAGAUAUUUCGGCUGGCGCACAUGUGGGACUGCGUUCUAUUGUUUGAUGAGGCGGACGUCUUCCUCGCGCAGCGAUCGCGUUACGACCUCAAAAGAAACGCUUUGGUGUCUGUCUUCCUUCGCAUCCUCGAGUACUACAGUGGAGUUCUAUUCCUCACGACCAACCGUGUCGGUUCCCUCGAUGAGGCCUUCAAGUCAAGAAUUCACCUGAGUCUGUACUACCCGCCGCUGAAUUCAAAGCAAUUCAAGCGCAUCUUCGAGAUGAACAUUAGCAAGCUCAGGGAGAUCGAACUUGAACGGAGCGUAAUCGCCGGGGACCCAAUGCUCGAUAUUCGUGACGCUGCCAUUAAGAAAUUUGCCGAAGAACAUUGCGACAGAACGGAGCAGGUUGGUGGCAAUGGACGAUGGAACGGCCGGCAGAUACGCAACGCUUUCCAGAUCGCCGCGUCGUUGGCACGCUAUAAUGCGCUCCUCAAUGUUGAUAAGACAGGACUGGGGCAGCCGGUAUUGGAUAAAGAGCACUUCGAGAAAGUGGAGCGUGCGACCAGAACCUUCAAUGACUAUAUGGAGAAAACAAGGGGCUUCAGCGACGCCGACCUCGCUUUCAUCAACGCAGAGCGCCUUGACGUGUACCGACAGAAGAAGCCCAUUGACCCGACAGCGGGACUCGCGGAGGCAGGUCCUUCCGGGUACAGCUCGAGCCAACAGCAGCAACAUCUGUACGGGCCUCCUGAGACAGGACAGCAGCACUAUUACGCUCACCAAAAUCCGGCCACUGGUGUCCAAUUUCCAGCGCUACAGCCAGGGCCAAUCACUUACGGUCCGAGCCAGGCUGGUGAGGCCCAUGGAGAAGUUGGAAGUGCAUAUGGGGCGCCAGCGCUUCACCACCAUCCAAACCUCCGCAGCGGCAAAGCUGAUAGCAUCCAGCAAGCUUACAACUACCCCCAAGGAAGCGCUAGUCAAGCGGGCCGGAUGGCGGAUCCAUUCUUCACGAAUAUCAACAACCCACCUUCGUCGGGACCCCCUCAUGGAUAUCACUAUCGUGAUAUGCCGUAUGGGGGAGGAGGUGCGGCGUCGCAGCCGCCAGCGUACGGGGGAUACGCGCAGAAGCCAGGACAGCAGAGGUCGGUUCAGGAUGAUGAUGACUCUGAUUGAGCUCCGGGUCCUUCUCUUGCUUUCUUGUGCUUCAUUUUUUUUUCUGGUUGUACUCCAUCAGUUUUCCCUUUCCCUUUUCAUUUUUCUUCGUUUUUAUUUUUUGUGUUGUUGAUUUUGAGUAGUACUAGUAAUAGUACUCAGAGCACAGAGAGUGCCCCUCUUCUCCACGCCUGCCAUCUGUUUGCCCACGUCUUCGGCUGUGUUAGAUUCGUAGCUAAGUACAUAAUGGUGACACAAGCUGGACAUGGUGGCCGUUAC